CAUUGCUUGCAUAUUUAAUUUAUGUCUAAAAUGUAAAACCUCUGAUGUCAAACAGGAACUGGGUUUUCCUUGUUGUCUGUGUGGCAGUUGAACUUCCAUUUUCUACUUGGAAGUCAGCACAGCUUCAGUGAUUUUGCAUUCUGUUUCCUAGUUUUUUUAAUUUGUGAUAAUGGCAGUAAUUCACACACUCUUAAUACUUCUUCUGCUUGCCUUCAAAACAGGGUUCAGUGCUGAGAUCCCUGUGUUUGUGCAGACUGGAGAUUCUGUUCAUCUGGAUAUACAGACACAAGAACUACCAGAGUUUGAUGAUUUAUUCUGGACAAAUGAUAAAUCUGAGAAUAUAGUUAGAUGUAUACAUGAAUCUAAAACAGUAAGACCUCACUCUUCCUACAAGGACAGAUUGGAUUUCAAUGAUGAAACCUUCUCUCUCACACUGAAGAACAUGCAGAAGACAGACAGUGGACUCUAUACAGCAAAAGCAAUUGGAGAAUCAGAAAAAAUUAUUCUUACAUUCAGAGUAUCUGUUAUAGACGCUGUGGAGGCUCCUGUCCUGACUGUAAACUCAAACUGGUCCAGCAGUGACUCCUGUACUGUGAACUUCACAUGCAGAGCUCAUGACCUCAUGAUUCACUCCAGCUAUCAGAACAACAGCUGCUCUCCAGAGGAAGUGACAUCACAUAAGAACUACACUCUCAUCCUGUACUGCAGUGAGGAAUCCAUCAUCUGUAACCAUAGCAACCCAGUUAGCAGCAAAAAAGACAGAAUAGAGAUUAAACAGAUCUGUGUUGAUAAUGAAGACCAGACUAAGCCACCUUUCCAGAUUUGGCCUUAUAUUUUGAUGGGAGUGUGUCUUUUUUUGGCAAUUGCAAUAAUUCUCUACUGCAAGAAUAAAAAAGGUGCUCAAGAGGCUGAUAAUACAGUCUAUGCUCAAGUUGAGGUUCAAGAACACACACAAGAGGAAAAGGGAGAUAACCUAUCCAAGACAAUCUACUGCACAGUAGGACAACACAAAAAACCCGCAGUCCCCAUCGAAACAGGCCAUACAAUUUAUUCAGCGGUGUGCAAAGAACCAAAACCACCAGCCAUUUCAUCUGAUGAAGCAUAAAAUGAAUGUCUGGCUGUUUGUCGCAUUGGGGAAGUUUCACAAGAGCUGAUCUCAAAAUGGCAUAGGCUACUAAUCGUGCCAUAUCUUUAUAUGGUAUAAGAACAGUAUGCUAUUCUGAAAUUCAGCCAAGGCUGUUGUCCAAUUAAGAUAUACAUUGGUUUAGUAGUAUUGAUUUCAAAUAUUCAAAUCCAAACUGUCUUAAUUUUAUUCUGAAUUUGUACAUUUUGUUGUACAUAUAAUAUAAAUAUAACCUUAACUGAAGUAAUCCAUGUGGCAACUAACCCCAGUUUGCCCCACAUGAAAAUCAGUAGUAUAAAACUGCAGAUAUAAUAUUGAUCGCACUUCCCAUGUUAUAUUUAAUGAUUAUGCAUUUCAAUUUAAACUGGUAUAAAGCCAGACAAGCUAUAUGCAAAUCCAGUAAAAUUAGUCACUCCAAUCAUCUGAAUCAGUAUGGAUGAUAAGCAAUCCAAUAGACAUUAAGGGUGGGAAUCUUUAGGCACCUCGCAAUCCGAUCCGAUUCUGAUUCUGAUUCUGAGAGUCAUGAUCUGAUUCCCAAACAAUUCUUGAUCUACUUUUAUUAUUAUUAUUAUUAUUAAUUAGUUUUUUAAUCUUUAAUUUUAUUUUAUUACAUAAUCAAGUACUUUUUAAAUAAUUACAAGUCAAAAUUAAAUUAAUAAAAUUGUAUGUUAAGAUUUUUAAAUAUAUAAACAGCUUCAAAACAUAAAAGUAUCCUAAAUAAUAAAGAGGAACAACAAAAUGUUACAAGCAAAAAACAAAUACUACUUUCAGUAUUUAAGAGUAUGAAUGUUUUACAUUGAAGAGCUGCGAGUUAUUUUUCUCUAUAUCAUCUUUACUGUUGUUGAAAUAUUCAGAAUCGAUCCAGAAUUGUCGGAGAGAGAAUCGCAAUGCAUUGGGUUUUUUUUCUCCCACUCCUAAUAGACAUGUCUCUGUGGUUUUUACAGUCAAGUCAAGUCAAGUCACCUUUAUUUAUAUAGGGGUACUCAAGUUCAGAGGCCAAGAGGACCGCAUUUUAACCAAAUGAAACGCGAAGGGCCACAAAUUAUAACUUGGAUCGUAAGACUUUUUUUUAGGCCUACUUAAGACAAUAUUGUAGUUUUACUGUUUAUUUACUAAAAGUGCAGUUUAUUAGCUAAGUCUUAAUAGUAUGGUGUCCUUUUUAAAGUGUCACUUAACAUGAUAAAUGGCAUUUAAAAAAAGGAUUAAUAGCUUGUCUUGCUGUAUUUUUAAUGUACAAAUGCAUAAAGAAAAACAAGAACUGAUGAAAAGAAAUCCUUAUUCAUUUGAAAUGUCUGCAUUGUUUUCACAAGAAAUUUAAGGUCUGGCUGUUGUUCACUGGCUGAUGAGAGUUUGUCCGUCUGACGAAAACAUUGCACUUUUUUAUAGUCUUUUUAUACUGCAUUGCACUUUUUUAACACUUUUUAUAGCACCCAUUUAUACUCAGAGAAUAAAUGUUUUAUUAUUUGUAUUAUUAUUACCCACAUUUUUUUUUAAUCUUUUUUAUUUUUUUUAAUGUCCAAUCACAAUCUCAUAUAACCAACAUCGUAAACAUGAUAAAUAAGAUAUUCUCAGUGAGCUCAAUGAUGUGAUGACAGAUCUGUAAUAGUUGCGCUCUCUGCUUCUGUUUAUAUAACACAUUGACAUUAAGAAUAAAAGGUUUGUUUUUCAUGCUGCUCGGCAACUUACACACUGCAAGGUUUGAGGAAUGUCAACUGCAUUUCAUCAUGGAAAAAUAAGGUUACUUUGUUUUUUACUUGCGCGCACAGUCUCGAGCCUUUGAUGGCGUUCACGAACACAAGUGCUCGACACAUGCGCACUAGAGAGAAUCAUGCUUGUCUAGUCUUUUUCGCUCAAAUAGUUACAAUAAACUGCCUUUGUACUUGUUUAAAAUUAGAGUUGCUGGUAUCUUUUAAUCCCCUCAAACGAGCGCUCUUCAACACGGUCGGCAAUUGUGUUUUUUAUUACUCUUGUUCUGUCUUCUCCGUUUCUUUUCAGACUGAAACAACAGCCCGUUUCAGUGCUGACACCUUGUGGACAAACUAAAUUAGUGCAAAAACUAUGUGCCUUCAGUUUAUAUUGUUCUUUGCGGUUAGAAAAACUGUGCUGCGCGCGUACACUAUACGGGUUCUCUGCUGAUGAUUACAGCGUCACGCGCACUGUAUGCCUACCCUAGUGUACGUGUAAAAAAACGAAGUAAUAUUCACGCUAAUUUUGAACGCAAAUUAUAAUAAAACUACAUUUAUAUAUGUAGCAUGAUGCGGGCCACAAAUGUAAUGCUGACGGGCCGCCUGUUGAGUACCCCUGAUUAAUAUAGCGCUUUUUACAAUGCAGAUUGUGUCAAAGCAGCUUUACAUUGAUAACUGGUACAUAAUUUUGGCUGCACAGCAGCUGCACUACAGCAAAGUCCAUCUUUAAUCUUUACUGAAAGUCAGACUUUCAGUGAAAUCACUCCCCUACAAUGAUCAUACAUGGAUCAUGAAUCACAUCAUAGGACAAUUUGAAAGGAAUGCGAAAAUAUUAUUUGCAACUUAAAACUAAUGCUUAU
Messenger RNA from Megalobrama amblycephala (Wuchang bream), 3668 nucleotides. RefSeq names its product CD48 antigen-like. The record is from RefSeq and is a predicted model, not a curated record. Bases 170 to 1105 code for a protein of 311 amino acids. NCBI's taxonomy places the organism in Eukaryota, Metazoa, Chordata, Actinopteri, Cypriniformes, Xenocyprididae. The transcript has 6 exons.